Molecule: messenger RNA, 595 nt
Organism: Chara braunii
Lineage: Eukaryota; Viridiplantae; Streptophyta; Charophyceae; Charales; Characeae
Source: the annotation of a GenBank genome assembly
CCAGGCAGGAAGACGUCGGGGGAGAAUACGACCUCGCGGCUCGUUUGGGAGCGAUGGACGGCGGCGACCUUGACGUCGGUGGGAAGCUGACGACGGCGGAGAGGACGGCAGUGGCAGCGGCUGUUACUGCAGUCCUCUUUCGUUGUCAGAUGGAGAGGACGGCGGGGAGAAUGAAAGCGCAGAUCCGUGCGAGGAGGAGGAAGGUCACGCAGUGCACAGCACUGGAAGGCCCUGGGUUGGACACCGCUGCCAUCUGCGAUGUCGUCGUUCACGUGUGCUGCACCUUGGGUUGCGGAACUCUUCCCAGAGCAACGCCGAGAUGGUGGAUGAAAAGGAGGACGGGUGGGGAGUGGGAGGAUCUGCGGCAAUGCGAUGACGCGACGGAGGACUACUUUCGGGACAAGCUGCGCAUGUCACCACGUGUCUUCCGGGAGAUUGCAGAAGCUCUCUCACCGUUGCUGCAGCGCCGUGUGACAUUCUACAGGGAGCCGCUGCAGCCAGAUCAGAUCGUCGCGUACGCGUUGUACAGGUGGGCGUCGGGGGAGACGUAUGACUCGAUAUGAGGGCAGCACGUGUAACUUCGGCAUCGACAGAG